AUGGAAGUAAUUCAAGAGAAAACCCGAGUAACAUUUAUCUCCAUUGUUGUGAAGUGCACCCUUAAUGCCAUCUUCUCUCUAGUUACGUGCAUGAGCAACGAAGUUCUUCCACAUGUAAUACGGAAAACACGAAAAUUCCAUUUGCCGUCUUUCAUCCUUUUAUUUUGCCUCAGCCUUUAAGAUUUCCUCGUGGGAGUGAUUUGCCAUUUUUUUACCAUUUUUCAUAG
This is a messenger RNA of Pocillopora meandrina, 227 nucleotides long. The record is from the annotation of a GenBank genome assembly. NCBI's taxonomy places the organism in Eukaryota, Metazoa, Cnidaria, Anthozoa, Scleractinia, Pocilloporidae.